Messenger RNA from Prorocentrum cordatum, 1093 nucleotides. The record is from the annotation of a GenBank genome assembly. Lineage: Eukaryota; Dinophyceae; Prorocentrales; Prorocentraceae.
GGCUACGAACAUGGGGCUGGAGCGUCUGCUUAAGGAGGUGAAGCAGGCCUUUCCCUCGUUCUAUGGCGUCCCGGAGGCGGCGACGGUCUCUUCGAUGGCGGCGCUCAACUUUGUCUGGAGGGACCACCUCGAAGCUGGCGGCCGCAACAUCUUCGCGAAUGCUGAUCGGGAUGAGCUCGUUGCCGCGGGCUUGCCAGUUGGCUUCAAGCGGAGGAGGUAUGACGGCGAGAACGCUCGGCUGCGCCGCUCGCGGCCGGACAUAUCCUUGGUGAAUCGGCGGCUGGCGCAGCUGAGGCAGAGCAACCCCGCGGCUUCGCGGGGAGAUGCUGCCGCGGACGUUGCGCAGAUGUCCAUGGACGAGCGGGCCGCCAUCAUCGCUGACAUCGAGGGUGGCCCCAGGCUGGGCGAUAGCGCCGGCGACAGCGGCGGAGCGCCCAACGGCCCCAUUGCCCGCGAGCUGCCGCCAUGGGCAUCGCCUGACCUUCAGUGGCCUGUAAGUUUGGAAGCGCUGCAGCGGGCCGUUGGAAAGACUACGGGAUUCGCGAGUUACGGAGAGAAGCAGCGGAAGUCUUCGAGGCUACACGCUGCGACGGACGAUCAUGGCAUCAUCGCGCCCGGUCGCCUUUUCUACGAGCGUUUCCCGUGCAUUUUAAGGCAUCUUGGGCUAUGUUACAGCAAGGACGAAGACGUGUACGACUCAGCACUGCGGUUGGCAAGAAGCUUGGAGAAUCUGUGCGUCCCUGACAAGCGGGGUAAGUACAUUCUGGUGUGGGCCGCCGAUGAGCACGGCGCUGCCUUGGAAAAUGGUUUCAGAAUUGUCUUGUACUUCGCAGAGCAGCGAGCUCGCCGAUCAUUUGCGCCCCAGAAGGUGGUUUUUUCCAGGUGCUGGUUGGGGCCGUCUGAUUUACCAGGGUGGGCCCGCUGCUGGUUCGUCGAGAACGAGGAGAGCCCCGGGCAUUUUGAAUGGGAGUCUGUGUGGUCAGUCGCUAAGUUGGCCUUGCGCCACCACCACCCGCAGGGUCUGCCGCAGGUGUUUUGCACUUUCGCCGAGCGGAAGCGGGUGCUGCCUGACGGCAGCAAUUUCUUCAGCGAG